AUGCCGGACAAGCCCUCGUCAUUUCUGACCUGGGCUGCGCCCGUGACCUCCCAGCUGAGUGAUCUGUCUCAGCCUGUGUCCUUCAUAGCUCUGCACUCGGCCGACCCGGCCCCCAGUGGGGUGAGAACUGACCUCUCCCUUCUCUCCUGUGCUGUGUCCACCGCUCGGGGCCGAUGGCCGUGGCCUCUGGUUCCUGUGCCCACAGCAGCCGGCUGUCAUGCGGCCGCCAGUUCUGAGACCCUGCAGUGUGAGGGCCCUGUCAGCACCUGGGACAGCGGCUGCCGCCCCGGGGAUGACUUGGGCUCCCGGGAAGUGGACUACCAGGCCCGGGGCUACACGUUCAGCCGACCCAUCCGUCUGGUCGUGUCCUACGACUGGCUGGUCCUCCAAGGCCCGGCCGCUCCCAUCUUCGAAGGGGACCCUCUGGUUCUGCGCUGCCAGGCCUGGCGAGGCUGGCCCCUGGCCCAGGUCACCUUCUACCGAGAUGGCUCUGCUCUGGGUGCCCCCGGACCUGACAGGGAAUUCUCGAUCGCUGUGGUUCGAGAGGCGGACAGCGGGCAUUACCACUGCAGCGCCAUCUUCCGGAGCCCUGGUCCGGGGAGACCAGAAACGGCAUCCUCCGUGGCGGUCACCGUCCAAGAACUGUUUCCCGCUCCGGUGCUCAGAGCCACGCCCUCGCCAGAGCCCCAAGAGGGCAGCGCCGUGACCUUGAGCUGCCAGACAAAGCUGCCCCCGCAGAGGUCGGCCAUCCGCCUCCUCUUCUCCUUCUACAAGGGGGGCCGGGCCGUGCGCGGCCGGGGCCUGUCUCCAGAGCUGCAGGUCCCCGCAGCCGCAGAGGCCCACUCGGGGUCCUACUGGUGCGAGGCCGCCACCGAGGACAACCACGUGUGGAAAAGGAGCCGCCGGCUGGAGAUCAGGGUGCAGGGUCCCUCGAGCUCUGGUGCACCACCUACCUUGAACCCCGCUCCUCCGAAAUCCGCGGCUCCAGGAAUGCCUGCUGCGGAGCCACCCAGGCCUCUGCCUCCACCGCCCAGCCCUUCCUCAGGGGGCCCAGCGCCCCCCUCUCCCCUGCAGGCCUCCGACCCCCACCUGCACCACCGGAUGGGCCUUCUCCUCAGACAGAUGCAGGAUGUGCGCGUGCUCCUCGGCCACCUGGUCAUGGAGCUGAGGGACUUGUCUGGCCACCUGAAGCUGGACACCCGGAAGGGCACUGCCAAGCAGGUGUGAGCAGUUCACCUGCAGUGUUGCUCAGACCCCAAUAA
Messenger RNA from Myotis lucifugus (little brown bat), 1262 nucleotides. RefSeq names its product Fc receptor like A (gene FCRLA). The transcript is spliced from 6 exons. Bases 1 to 1227 code for a protein of 408 amino acids. Gene Ontology annotation, biological process: cell surface receptor signaling pathway. Gene Ontology annotation, molecular function: transmembrane signaling receptor activity. The record is from RefSeq and is a predicted model, not a curated record. NCBI's taxonomy places the organism in Eukaryota, Metazoa, Chordata, Mammalia, Chiroptera, Vespertilionidae.